AUGAACGUUUCCGUUGACUUGGACCUUGACGACGAUCCAUGUGCUUAUGCAGAACCACGAUUUCUCUACGAAAGGUUCACCUACAUGAUUCCGAUGAUUACGAUUUCCCAUAUCGCUAUGACGGCUUCAUCGUUUCUUAUGGUAGCAGCCAGUUUCGAACGAUACUGUGUGACCGUUCAUCCACAAGCCACAAAGUUUCUCAAUCGAAACAGGAACCGGAUAGCUGCUGGCAGUGUACUCCUCGGUGUAGCCACGAAGUUCACUCAUCCAUUUGAGUUCGAGAUAACCUAUGUUCCGGAAUGCCUCGGUACAAUGGGCGAAUAUAUACUGGGCCUUUCACCAUUGGCUAUGGAUGAAGUUUAUAACGCUUACUGGCGAAUAUGGUAA
This is a messenger RNA of Haemonchus placei, 387 nucleotides long. Lineage: Eukaryota; Metazoa; Nematoda; Chromadorea; Rhabditida; Trichostrongylidae. The record is from the annotation of a GenBank genome assembly.